This is a messenger RNA of Portunus trituberculatus (swimming crab), 3748 nucleotides long. It is a transcript of the gene ZnT86D, whose product is annotated as zinc transporter 7-like. Bases 608 to 1684 code for a protein of 358 amino acids. Gene Ontology annotation, molecular function: zinc ion transmembrane transporter activity. Gene Ontology annotation, biological process: zinc ion transport; intracellular zinc ion homeostasis; transmembrane transport. The transcript has 2 exons. Gene Ontology annotation, cellular component: Golgi apparatus; membrane. The record is from RefSeq and is a predicted model, not a curated record. Lineage: Eukaryota; Metazoa; Arthropoda; Malacostraca; Decapoda; Portunidae.
UCAUCACUUCCCCGAAGUUCAUCGGAGGUGUUGGUGGUGGUAGUGGUGGUGUUUCAGUGCUGCAGGGGGUGCUGUCACCUGCUAACUCUAUUUAAUGAGACACGAGAGCUACACUAGCCUAGCCUAGCAUAUCACAUGACUCUGAACUGACCUGGUCUGCAAUGGCCGCGUGGUGACCCAAUGGCAGGUGCCCAGCUGUCACCCGGCGGCCCUCACCCUCACCUGACCUGCUUGUUGGCACCACCUCAGGGCACGUGGACAAGGAUUGUGUGAAGCACCAAAUUGAAAUCAUCUGGAGGAAUUAUGAAGAGGCAAAUAAACAUUCAAAUGGAAAAAAUCAUUGAGCUUCCAAAAAGUUGAUCUAUUCUGGAAGUUGGAUCAUUAAUCUAGAAAAUGUUAUAAAAGUGAAAACUAGUGAUGAAAGGGUUUCCAAGAAAACAUUUUUAAUUUCUUUUCAUGACGUGCAUCCAAACAGACAGUAAUGUUGCAUAUGCCCUUCAGUAAAAGAAAACAAUGUUACUUAAAAGGACUUGAGAACAUAAGUGUACUUGUAAAUGUGUUGUGUGAGUUUUAAGGAUUACACUGCAUCUCAUCUCAGACAGAGACAAUGUUGCCUGUUACUAUUGAUGUGGAGGAUACCAAGCCUCUCCUGACUCCUGUCAGUCGCACAAAACUCAAAGACUUACUGAGCAGUGUUAUUCGUCUCAUUCUUUCAGACUCAGAUUCCCGCAAUCUUUUUUUCUUUCUUCUUUUGAAUCUGACCUUUGGCUUUGUUGAGCUGAUCUAUGGAGUGUGGACCAACAGUCUGGGUCUUAUCUCGGAUGCCUUCCAUAUGUUCUUUGAUUGCUCUGGUCUGCUGGUGGGCCUGGCUGCCAAAGUCAUCACCAAGUGGCGGGCAAAUGAACGUUUUACUUAUGGAUAUGUGAGGGCAGAGAUCUUGGGUGGUUUCAUUAAUGGGUUAUUGUUGUUAUUUGUCUCUUUCUUCAUCUUUGCAGAAAGUGUAGAGCGCCUCAUGGAGCCUCCUGAGGUGAAGCACGAACGUCUCUUUGUUGUGUCUGUCCUAGGCUUCUUUGUUAACCUCGUUGGGAUAUUUGUAUUCCAGCAUGGGGGAGGUCAUGGUCAUUCUCAUGGUGGUCACGGCCACUCGCAUGGGGAUCAUGGCCACUCACAUGGGGACAGCCACCAUGGUCAUUCUCACAAUGGCCAUGCACAUCAUGGUCAUUCCCAUGGUGGAGGUGCACCAUCACAGAUCAUGCAAGGAGUCUACUUACACAUCUUGGCAGAUACCUUGGGGUCAAUUGGAGUCAUAGUGUCAUCUAUUCUUAUGUACCUAUUUGGAUGGAUGAUUGCAGACCCUAUCUGCUCCCUCUUCAUAGCAGUGUUGAUCCUAGUCAGUGUACUCGGCCUCCUUCGGAACUCUGUGGAAAUCUUGAUGCAGCGGCAACCCAGGGAGUUGGACGACUUACUACCAAACUGUUUCUACAAGAUUCAUGCAUUACCAGGAGUGUUCAGUGUCCAAGAGCCCCACUUCUGGACAUUAUGCUCAGGACAGUAUGUGGGGAAUGUGAAGCUGGAGGUGUCUGGUGCAGCAGACCCAAGAUAUCUCGUGCAACAAACUCGGGCCAUCUUCUCCACAGUGGGCGUAACACAGCUUUAUGUUCAGCUGGACUAUACCACCAUGUAGCACCAAACUUAGGUUUAGGAAAUAUUUAUGAAUUCCCAUAUAACAAUUUCUUAACUUAUCACCUAAUGAAGGCUUGUUCCUGAAAAAUCUCCAUAGAUAAUCUGAAAUCAAAUUCAUGUCACGUAAAUAUUUAUAAAAGUUUAUAAAGUAGAAUAUUAUAUGGACAGUGAUGGUUUUAGUGUUUAGGUUUGCUGGAGAGCUUUUGUGAAUUAGUGGACCAACAAAGCUUUUUAUAGGAGUGCAAGACUUGCCUUAUAUUUAUAUUAUCUUGUACUCCUUUGAGGCUCUCCCAUAGCAACAGUCCUUCCUGUGUAGUUUUGUAGGAGCUGCUACAUCCAGCUACCUUUCAUCACACAUCUUGGAAACCUGACACACUUUAUUUAUUCAUGAUUAACCAUAAGAUUUUGUCAUGAAUAUUAAUAGCACAGAAUCUCUUCUCAAGGUCACAGAAGGAAUUUGAUUUUUCAUUGGUUAUUCAUUAGAUAUUUCUUCUAUUCAUAAGUACUGCAUUUUUCUCUUGAGCUCUCCAAGAAAUAUAAGCAGAUUACUCUUUAACAUCACUGCUCAGGUUGUAACAAGUUGUCUUGCAUUAUGUUUCAUGUUAGGUAAGACUUGGUUAUAUAGAGAACCAUACAUGUUACCUCCUGUAAGAAUAAUAAAUGUGGAUGGUUGAUCUUUAGUUAUGGUGAAUUUUGUAUCAUCUUUGAUGCCCCAUUAUCCAUUACGGAGCUUCCAGGAAUGAUCAUUGCAGGAAUGCUUCCAAGAAAACCUUGUCAGCAUUUGUUCAUUUACAUCUCUUCUACACCCCAUUUUUUUUUUUUUUUUUUUUUUUUCUCUCCAGUGGUUUCAUUCAGCUUUUCUCCAGAUACAGUCAAACUGUUGUAACACAACAUAUCUUCCCAUUAAUUUUAUAUAAUGAGACAUUUUACAACUUGUUUACAUUCACGUAAAUUGUCCAGUUUUAUCCAUUUCUUAUUUGUAUUCCCAUGAAUUUGGUUCUCCAUAAUCAACUAUGAAGUAACUAUGAAGUAAAGUGCAUUUCUUGAACACUAUAGCUUGGAAAGCCAAAUGCUUUGCCAGAAUAUAUUUUUGUAAAGUAUACAUACUGCAGGUGUAGUUGUAAUGAUAUGUAUAAUUUCUUGUUCAUCAGUGAAUUGCAUGUUUGUUCAAGUGCUGUAUUCAAUGUAUCAUUGUCCAACCACUAACUUCCUUCCAAGCAUAACACCAAAAAAAGGUAUAGAUUUUGAAAUGUGAUACUGGACCCUUUUUGCAUAAUGCUUCAUUGCAGAAUAACUGUUAAUGAAGUUCUUAAAUAUUUUUUAAUGAAAAGAUUUGUUUCUAAUUAUGCAACCAUACAAGAUGUUGAGUGUUUUUCAUAUUGAUGUAGUCACAGCCUUGGAUUCUCAUUUCUUUGGUCAUAUUACAUUGGUACUAAAAGAUGGGGUACAUCAAACACUACUUAGUAGUACACUUGUUUUACACUUGACAUUGCUUCUGAAAAAUCUGUGAUUGUAGACAUUUCUUACAGUUUUGCAAUAUCCAUAUCAUUAACACUGCUUCAGUAAAACAAUUAGUAGUUUGGGCAUUGAAGUUGUUGGAGGAGUGUUUACUUUGUGUACUCUCCCUCUGCAUUUAAGAUAAUGCUCUCUAAAGAAUGUCUGUCUGUCAUUACAGUUUGAAGUCAUUCUCAUAAAUCCACCUACCACAGACAUACCCACCAGGUGUAUUAUUUGCUGACUAAUAUGCCCCAAAAGUGGUCUUCCAGCAAAUUAGACUUGUACUCAUUGCCACAAGUCAGAAGAAAAAUGUUCCUCACAUAUUUACCAGAAAAGUUUAUAAAAUUAAAUAUUAUUUGAUUGUACAUGGUACAAGACUAUAUUUGUUGAAUAUUAAGAAUCCAGUUGUGAUUUUAUUGUGUAUAUGGUGCAAGAUUGUGUAAAAGUUUGAUGAGUGAGUUUUGGGUGAAAGGUAUGUAGUCAUUGCCUGCUGGAUCUAAUAGGGUACCUACAUUCCUUUUUAUAGGUGACGGUUUGAAGAGUUUAUAUUAAAAGAAUGUAAAUUAAA